This is a messenger RNA of Aureobasidium musti, 234 nucleotides long. NCBI's taxonomy places the organism in Eukaryota, Fungi, Ascomycota, Dothideomycetes, Dothideales, Saccotheciaceae. The record is from the annotation of a GenBank genome assembly.
AUGAACAGCACUGAAAUUCGAAAUACUGCUCAAGUCGACUCUGAACAGGGCAAGAGUCCCGAGUCUAAAGUCACGGUCGAUAUUGAGAGGCAAUGCGCUGUUCCUCUUGCCAGUGGAGCUCAAUGUCCUCGCGAUUUGACUUGCACACGCCAUGGUAUGAGUGCAAAGCGCGCUGUACCAGGUAGAAGUGCUCCGUUCGACCAGCUUCUAGCCAUAUAUCAGCGCGAUGACUAG